This is a messenger RNA of Olea europaea var. sylvestris, 1161 nucleotides long. RefSeq names its product aquaporin PIP2-1-like. Gene Ontology annotation, cellular component: plasma membrane. Lineage: Eukaryota; Viridiplantae; Streptophyta; Magnoliopsida; Lamiales; Oleaceae. Gene Ontology annotation, molecular function: water channel activity. The transcript is spliced from 4 exons. The record is from RefSeq and is a predicted model, not a curated record. Bases 108 to 977 code for a protein of 289 amino acids. Gene Ontology annotation, biological process: transmembrane transport.
UGUGUGUAUUUAUAUUCUCGCCAAGCAGACAAAAUUACAAGCUCACUAGCCUCUCAUAUACAAGAAAAAAUAUAUAUAUACAAAUUUCUCUUUGUGGGUUCUAAAGUAUGGCAAAGGACGCUGGAGUGGCGGAGCAUGGAUCGUUCGCGGCAAAGGACUACCAAGAUCCACCACCAGCUCCGCUGAUUGACGCGGAGGAGCUUACAAAGUGGUCAUUUUACAGAGCUGUUAUAGCCGAGUUUAUAGCCACCUUGCUCUUCCUUUACAUUACGGUUUUGACUGUGAUUGGGUACAAGAGCCAGAUUGAUACCACGGUUGGCCACGGCGGUGAUCAGUGCGGUGGCGUUGGAAUUCUUGGUAUUGCAUGGGCCUUUGGUGGAAUGAUCUUCGUUCUUGUCUACUGCACCGCUGGAAUUUCCGGGGGACACAUUAAUCCAGCAGUGACAUUCGGGCUUUUCUUGGCCCGAAAGGUGUCAAUGAUCAGAGCCAUUAUGUAUAUGGUGGCUCAGUGUUUGGGGGCCAUUUGUGGCGUCGCGCUGGUGAAGGCGUUACAGAAGUCACACUACAAGAAAUAUGGCGGCGGCGCAAAUGAGCUCGCCGAUGGCUACAGCACCGGCGUCGGAUUAUCCGCGGAGAUAAUCGGAACAUUCGUCCUUGUUUACACAGUUUUCUCUGCCACUGAUCCCAAGAGAAGUGCCAGGGAUUCCCAUGUCCCUGUAUUGGCACCUCUUCCAAUUGGAUUUGCAGUUUUCAUGGUUCAUUUGGCCACCAUCCCCAUCACUGGUACUGGUAUCAACCCUGCUAGGAGUUUAGGGGCUGCAGUGAUCUACAACCAGGAAAAAGCUUGGGAUGAUCAGUGGAUCUUCUGGGUUGGACCCUUCUUUGGUGCAGCCAUUGCAGCCUUCUACCACCAGUUUAUUUUGAGAGCAGGAGCAGCUAAAGCCCUUGGUUCAUUCAGAAGCAGCUCCCAUGUUUAAUUAUUGUUGAAAAUCACUUUUUUUUUAUCAUUGCUUUUCGGCAAAUGAUUGAAUGAAUAACCGUGUAUUGCAAUUAGGGUUCGUGUUUAAGAUUUCUCAAGCUUUCACCAUCAAUUAUUCUAAAAAAUGAUGGAAGAAUUCUUGUCAGCUAUGAAAUUAUUUUUAAAGUGCAACUUUUCCUGAA